Messenger RNA from Ectocarpus siliculosus, 381 nucleotides. The record is from the annotation of a GenBank genome assembly. NCBI's taxonomy places the organism in Eukaryota, Phaeophyceae, Ectocarpales, Ectocarpaceae.
AUGGAAGAGCAGACGUCCUGGAUGUUCUUUUUGGGGGCUCGUAUCAGCUUGCGAGCCGGGAAAAGCGGGAACGACGCCAGCAGUGUCGGUGCUUUGGAAGCUGAGGCGAGAUCACUCGUUUUUGGCGAUAUUGGCUCUGGAUGCGGGCGUCUCGUGGUCGCGCAAGCUCUUACCUGGCCGUGGAAAUCCUGCCGCGGCGUCGAGAUUGUGCCAUCUCUCCACGACAUGGGACAAGUGGCCCUGCAAGAGGCCGAUCGGGUGGCAAAGGGAGACGAGAACACACUUUCCCCGGAAACCUUGCGACUGUUGAGAUCCAUGGCGCCCUGCUCCCUGUCUCUGGGUGACGUGAACGAUGAUGUGAGUAGAGACAUACCAUGGUAA